AUGGACUAAAGAUAUGAAAUAUCAUCAUAGAAUAAAUUGCAAAAUAAUACUUUGAAUAAAAGUAGUCAAACUCUACAACUAAAUUCAAUAUGUAUAAUUAACUGAAUUAAUAAGAGACAGAUUGGAAUCAUUUAAAUUUCGGAUUAGAAUAACUGAAUUAGCAAUAAAAUCAAUUACUAUUUUAAUUAUAAUAUUAGGAUGGAUAAGAAUUAUUAAAAUAAAAUACAUUAGAAGGGGGAUAAAGAGUUAAAUGGAAUUUCUCUUGA
This is a messenger RNA of Paramecium primaurelia, 266 nucleotides long. Lineage: Eukaryota; Ciliophora; Oligohymenophorea; Peniculida; Parameciidae. The record is from the annotation of a GenBank genome assembly.